UUUACGGCAGGACCCAGCACCACGCGGCGUCUACGUCUGCUCUGGCCCAAGCAGCACCCCCAAUCCGUGUGUGCACCCCACAAAUUGACUCCCUAUCCACCCCAGGACCAGGAUGGAGGAGGACUUCUCCUCCCAGAUGAAGAAGAUGGCCUUGGCCUUGGGCACGUCCCUAUCAGACAAGGACAUUGAGCUGCUGCCCACGGACAUAAGACACCACGGGUCCUUCAACUACCUCAAGUUCUUCGAGCACAUGCGCAAGUUCCACGCCUCGGGCCAGCUGGACGACGCCAUCCGCAAGGCCUUCCAGGCCCUGGACAAGGACAAGAGCGGCUUCAUUGAGUGGAACGAGAUCAAGUACAUCCUGUCCAUCAUCCCCAGCAGCGGGCCCACCGCCCCGCUGACAGACGAGGAGGCCGAGGCCAUGAUCCAGGCGGCGGACACAGACGGGGACGGGAGGAUCGACUACGAAGAAUUUUCUGAAUUGAUCAAAAAGGAGAAAAUUCCAAAGAAGAAGUAG
Molecule: messenger RNA, 517 nt
Organism: Nomascus leucogenys (northern white-cheeked gibbon)
Lineage: Eukaryota; Metazoa; Chordata; Mammalia; Primates; Hylobatidae
Gene: PVALEF
Product: parvalbumin like EF-hand containing
Cellular component (GO): nucleus; cytoplasm
Molecular function (GO): calcium ion binding
Source: RefSeq, a predicted model, not a curated record